CUAUGUUGAGUGUUGACCUAAUGGAUUUUGAUUCUUUCAAUCUGUGUCUCUGCCCAAAGCCCAAACAAGAGCUAUCUUCCAAUUUAGGGGAGUGAGUUUGUUCUUGAUUUCUCCAAUAAAACAACCACCAAAUGUCAUCAUUCACCACCCUUUCUUUCUUUCCUCCUUUAAUGGUUUAGGUUUUUUGCUUUUUCACACCUCUCUCUCUCUCUCUCACUCUUUCUCUGUCUUGUUGAGCACACUCUUGUGCUUGGUAGCUUGUGCCGUUGAGUUAAUGGGCCCUGAACUCCACUGAACAUUAAUGGGUGUGUAAGAGAGAAGGGGUCUUUAUCUCCUCUCAGUGCUCUUCGUGUCCCCCAUUUUCGUGCUGUCUCGCAUUUGCGUUUCUUGGGUUUUUACUUUUUCUGUGAGGAUGGAGAUAAUAUGAUGAUUUUGACUUCUCUCUGUGGAGGCCAUUACAAGUGAGGUUCUUUCGAUGUGGGUCUUUUGACUUUUGAUAUGGGCUUUGAUGAUAGGAUUAAUUGGUUUCCUUCUUUGGCCAGCUCCAGAUUUUCUGCAAUACGAACAGCUUUUGAGUCUUCAAGUUAGGUUUUUAAAGCCAUCCGUGACUUCUUUUGAGCUUGGUCUGUGAUUUGGUGGUGAAAUUUGGAAGAUCAAGAGGCCAAUCUCUUGAAAAUCGACGAGGGUUCUAUGAAGCUGGGGUUUAUGUGCUGUCGGUGAUUUCUGGUUAUGGGCUAAUGCUGAUUGUUCAGGUGUCUUGUGAUAAAUCUGGCACUGGCAAGGUCUUGAUUCAAGGGAAAUGGACAGAGUAAUUCAACCUCCUCUGGUUGAUACAACAGCCUGUUUAUGUAGAGUAGAUGCUGGCCUGAAAACUGUUGCUGGAGCUAAAAGAUACGUCCCUGGUAGUAAGCUUUGUCUCCGGCCUGACAUUAAACCGUCCAUUCAUCCAACUAGGACCAAGCCAUCCCGUGGUGACCGGAGCCGGAACCAAUCUCCUUUGCUUCCAGGACUCCCCGAUGAUCUUGCAAUUGCUUGUCUAAUACGUGUUCCCAGGACGGAACACCGUAAGCUUCGACUGGUAUGCAAGAGAUGGUACCGUCUUUUGGCUGGCAAUUUCUUUUACUCUCUUCGAAAGAGCCUUGGAAUAGCUGAGGAAUGGAUAUAUAUAAUCAAAAGAGACAAGGAAGGGAAAAUCGCGUGGCAUGCUUUUGAUCCCGUAUACCAGCUGUGGCAAACCCUUCCCCCUGUCCCGAAGGAAUACUCUGAAGCUCUUGGAUUUGGUUGUGCUGUUCUAAGUGGCUGUCACCUUUACUUGUUUGGUGGAAAGGACCCGAUAAAGGGAUCAAUGAGGCGAGUCAUUUUUUAUAGUGCCAGGACUAACAAAUGGCACCGUGCACCAGAUAUGCUUCGUAGACGGCAUUUUUUCGGUUCAUGUGUCAUAAACAACUGUUUGUAUGUAGCCGGUGGUGAGAACGAGGGUGUGCAUCAUUCCUUGAGGUCAGCUGAAGUUUAUGAUCCCAACAAAAAUAGAUGGUCUUUCAUUGCUGAUAUGAGCACAGCAAUGGUGCCCUUCAUUGGGGUAGUUUAUGAGGGAAAAUGGUUUCUGAAGGGGCUUGGCUCUCACCGACAAGUUCUGAGUGAAGUUUACCAGCCGAGAACUGACAGUUGGGACCCUGUAUACGAUGGAAUGGUUACGGGCUGGAGGAACCCAAGUGCAUCCUUAAAUGGGCAUUUAUAUGCUUUGAACUGCAAGGAUGGCUGCAAACUUAGGGUUUAUGAUGAAGCGACGGACUCUUGGAGUAAGCAUAUUGACAGUAAGAUGCAUUUGGGGAAUUCUCAGGCAUUGGAGGCAGCUGCGCUCGUUCCACUGAAUGGAAAAUUGUGCAUCAUCCGAAAUAAUAUGAGCAUAUCACUGGUUGAUGUUUCGAAAUCUGAUGACGUUAAAGGGCCUACUGCUGAACAUUUAUGGGAAACCAUAGCAGGGAAAGGACAGUUCAAGAAUUUGGUCACAAAUCUCUGGUCUAGUCUUGCUGGCAGGAACCGCUUAAAGAGUCAUAUUGUUCAUAGCCAAGUUCUUCAAGCAUGAAGACUGGAAAAAUAUAUCAAAAUCCUAAUGUGGGUUUUGGUUGUUUUUGUGCCUUUUGGUUUUGCUUGAUCUGGCAUCUGCUGUUACAGCUUGGAAGAUGAAGACUGACAGCUUGUCGGGGAUGAUCGGCCUGGGUGCCCAUAGGUCCGGCGUAGUAGGAUUCAAAAGUGAAGUUUAGGAAGGAUCAUGUACCCAGGAGGUGCUAGAUGAGUGAGAAUAUUUUGAUAAACUCCAAGUGUUACUUACAAAUAUCAAUGUGUUAUAUAGUUGUCAUUUUAAGUUAAAACCCUUCGUUUCCUUGCAA
Messenger RNA from Tripterygium wilfordii, 2390 nucleotides. Its product is annotated as F-box/kelch-repeat protein At1g55270-like. The record is from RefSeq and is a predicted model, not a curated record. NCBI's taxonomy places the organism in Eukaryota, Viridiplantae, Streptophyta, Magnoliopsida, Celastrales, Celastraceae. Gene Ontology annotation, molecular function: protein binding. The coding region runs from base 800 to 2086 and encodes 428 amino acids. The transcript is spliced from 3 exons.